AUGAUUCCGAAUCCAUUGCUCGCGGGCAUUCUGUUUUUUGGCAGUGUAUUUGCCAGUCCUCUGUCGGAUCAACGCCCCUUGGGACAUGAGGCUUUGUCCUCGAGCGCAGAUGCAGAUACCGCAAACUCUGCAGGGUCCCAGCGAGGACUGUCGGGCCGUUUUCUGCACAUAACGGAUCUCCAUCCGGAUAGACUUUACAAAGAUGGAGCUUCCACCUCGGAGCGUGUUUCCUGCCACCGCGGCGAAGGGCGCGCGGGGUAUCUCGGCGCAGAAGGCACGGAAUGCGACGCGCCCUUGGCCCUCAUCGACGAGACAUUUCGCUGGAUUGAGAACAAUCUGAAAGGAGAGAUCGAUUUUGUGAUAUGGACAGGGGAUUCGGCUCGCCACGACAACGAUUGGAAGAACCCUCGUACACCGGAUGAGGUGAUCUCCCUAAACAAAUUCAUCGCGGACAAGUUUCUCGACACCUUCAAGCACCCCGAAGCUCCGCGCACGCUUUCGAUCCCCGUCAUCCCCACGCUCGGAAACAACGACAUCAUGCCACACAAUAUUCUCGUGGACGGGCCAAAUGAGUGGACGAAACGAUAUCUGAACGUCUGGACCAGGUUUAUCCCCGAACACCAGCGCCAUAGCUUCGUGGAAGGUGGCUGGUUCACCUCGGAAGUUAUCCCCAAUCAGCUGGCGGUCAUCAGUCUGAAUACCAUGUACUUCUUCGACUCCAACUCCGCGGUCGACGGGUGCGCCGAUAAGUCGGAACCAGGCUACGAACACAUGGAGUGGCUGCGCGUACAGCUCAAAAUACUACGCUCCCGUGGAAUGAAGGCGAUCUUGAUUGGGCAUGUGCCCCCGGCGAGGACGAGUUCCAAGCAGAAUUGGGAUGAGUCCUGCUGGCAAAAGUACACCCUGUGGGUGCAUCAGUAUCGUGAUGUGAUUGUCGGCAGUGCAUAUGGCCACAUGAAUCUCGAUCACUUUAUGUUCCAAGACAGUCGCAAGAUUGACAUCGUUGACGAUUUUGGGGCUUCGUCGUCCGAAGUCCCUUCAGAAGAGCUUUCAGAUAGGGUCGGUGUUCAGUCCCGUUCCGACUAUCUUUCUAGUCUCCGAAAGGAUUGGUCUAGGAUGCCUUCCCCGCCAAACGAUCUAUCACUGAUGGAAGACUUGAUGGACGAUUCACCUCCUGGGGGUGAGAUCCUAUCGCAGGGAUCUAAGAAGAAGAGAAAGAAGUUCUUCAAGAAGAUUGGGGGCCCGUGGGCCGAGAGAUAUAGUGUCUCAUUGGUAUCUCCCAGUCUGGUACCGAACUAUUUUCCAACGUUGAGAGUUGUCGAAUAUAAUAUCACCGGCCUGGAAGGAGUGGCCACAUGGGUAGAAAAUUCCAGCAAUUUGUCUCAUGAAGUACGCUCUCAUGAGACCGAUGACUCUGCCGACGAUGACUCUGCCGACGAAGGAACGCCGGAGAAGAAUGGAAAGAAAAAAAAGAAGAAGCCAAAUUUCAAAGUCCCUGAACCCCCAUCGCCAUCGGCACCCCCAGGACCAGCCUACUCAAACCAGCCAUUAACAUGGCUAAGUUACACUCAGUACUUCGCGAACCUGACUCGGAUCUACGAUGAAAUGGCCGAGUUCAAGAGUUCAACCAACACCACCAACCAGGCCAUGGAGGAAUCCGACGAAACAAUCAUGAAGAACCUUUUCUCAUUCGAGGUCGAAUACGACACAAAGGAUCGUAUAUACAAGAUGGACGAUCUCACGGUGCGCAGCUUCUUCAAGCUGGCUACUCGGGCUGCGGACAAUUUCGCAGCCAGUAGCGAGGGGGCUGGUGAUGAUGACGAUGACGAUACCGUAACGAAGAAGAACCGAGUGUGGAGGGCUUUCUUGGAACGCGCUUUUGUGAAGUAUAUGUCCUAUGAUGAACUUUAUGAUAUAGAAUGA
Messenger RNA from Aspergillus campestris IBT 28561, 1923 nucleotides. Its product is annotated as endopolyphosphatase. NCBI's taxonomy places the organism in Eukaryota, Fungi, Ascomycota, Eurotiomycetes, Eurotiales, Aspergillaceae. Gene Ontology annotation, molecular function: exopolyphosphatase activity; endopolyphosphatase activity. Gene Ontology annotation, biological process: polyphosphate catabolic process. Gene Ontology annotation, cellular component: fungal-type vacuole; membrane. The transcript has 2 exons. The record is from RefSeq and is a predicted model, not a curated record. Bases 1 to 1923 code for a protein of 640 amino acids.